Molecule: messenger RNA, 502 nt
Organism: Staurois parvus
Lineage: Eukaryota; Metazoa; Chordata; Amphibia; Anura; Ranidae
Source: the annotation of a GenBank genome assembly
AGGCACCGAGUCGUCUGGCAAGACAGUGGGCUCCGAGUCAACAGGCACGACAGUGGGCACCGGGUCAUCAGGUAUCGGAUUGUCUGGCUCGACAGCGGGCAUCGGGUCACCAGGUAUGACAGCGGGCACUGGGUCACCAGGCAUCAGGUCAUUUGGCUUGCCAGCGGGCACCGCGUCAUCUGGCAAGGCAGUGGCACCGGGUCACCAGGUAUGACAGCGGGCUCUGAGUCAAUUGGCACGACAGCGGGCACUGGAUCAGGUACCGGAUCAUCUGGAUCAACAGCGGGCAUCGAGUCAACUGGCCUAAUAGGAUCGUCGGGCUGGAUCAGAGAGGCAUCCGGCUGAGGAGAGGCAUCCGGCUGAGGAGAGGCAUCCGGCUGAAGAGAGGCAUCCGGCUGAAGAGAGGCAUCCGGCUGAGGAGAGGCAUCAGGCUGAGUAGAGGCAUCAGGCUGAGUAGAGGCAUCAGGCUGAGUAGAGGCAUCAGGCUGAGUAGAGGCUUCCG